Messenger RNA from Nymphalis io (European peacock), 980 nucleotides. Its product is annotated as elongation of very long chain fatty acids protein AAEL008004-like. Gene Ontology annotation, biological process: fatty acid elongation, saturated fatty acid; very long-chain fatty acid biosynthetic process; fatty acid elongation, polyunsaturated fatty acid. The coding region runs from base 123 to 920 and encodes 265 amino acids. NCBI's taxonomy places the organism in Eukaryota, Metazoa, Arthropoda, Insecta, Lepidoptera, Nymphalidae. The record is from RefSeq and is a predicted model, not a curated record. The transcript is spliced from 7 exons. Gene Ontology annotation, molecular function: fatty acid elongase activity. Gene Ontology annotation, cellular component: endoplasmic reticulum membrane.
AAUCAAAACGGCGGUCUGCGGGUGCGGACGCAAGCAACGCGUACGCAUCACGCUUCGAUCAUCGAACACACUGAGGCGGCCGGACGAGUGCGCUGUGUAAGACAAAACAAGCAACGUCCAACAUGGGGACGAUACUGAACAACGUAACACAUUACUACCACUACAUAAACGAUGACCUGGCAGAUCCACGAACGAAUAGUUUCUGGUUGAUAUCGACGCCGAUACCAAUAUGUAUAAUAAUGUUCCUGUACCAUCGUUUCGUUCAUUCCUGGGGACCGCAGUUUAUGGCGAAUCGGCCGGCAUACAAAUUGAAAAAUACAAUCAUUAUAUAUAACAUGGUGCAGAUCUUCUUAUCAGGACUCAUAACCUUUAAGUGCAUUAGCUGGCUGUAUCUUCCAGGACACUACAAUGUUUGGUGUCAGAAAAUAAACUACGAAGACAACGAAAUCGAGAGGCUGGUCAUACAUUAUGUGUGGCUGUACUACGUUAUCAAGAUCAUCGAUUUACUUGAUACGGUAUUUUUCGUGCUCCGAAAGAAGUUUAAUCAAGUAACGUUUCUCCACGUGUACCACCACUUGGGCAUGUGUCUGCUUGGUUUCAUCGGAACGAAAUUUGUGCCUGGUGGUCACGGUAUCAUGCUCGGGUUCAUUAAUUCGUUUGUUCACUCAGUUAUGUACACCUACUAUUUGAUAUCAAUUGUCCGAAGGGAAUGGGUCAGAAUAUGGUGGAAGAAAUAUAUAACACAGUUGCAAAUUUUGCAAUUUAUUCUGCUGAUUCUACAUUUUGGCCACGUGAUCUUCGAGCCCUCCUGCGCAUACCCGAAAUGGGUAUCGUUUGUAUUUCUACCGCACAAUAUAUUUAUAUUGAUUCUAUUCACGGACUUUUAUAUUAAAGAGUACAUUUAUAAAAAGAAAAAAUAAGCGUAUGUAUUAAUUAGUAAUUCUAGUUAGUUUGUAAUGCAAUAAAACGAUUAUUUAUUA